Molecule: messenger RNA, 3191 nt
Organism: Bradysia coprophila
Lineage: Eukaryota; Metazoa; Arthropoda; Insecta; Diptera; Sciaridae
Source: RefSeq, a predicted model, not a curated record
AUGUUCGCAAAAGAAAGUUUUGUUUACAAACCGUUGCUUCGGAUAAAACAGGCAAAAGUUCACGCGAAGAAACGAGUGAAAAAACGAAGAUCAAAAAUUCGUACAAAAUCGGCGGACGAAGCAAACGUUUCAGCAGAGAACGAGGCUAAUCAGACAACUGAUAUUCAAGCGAGACUAUUGGAGGAAGCGUUGCAGAGUGCAAAGAAACCGGCUUCACCUGUGAUCAGAAAUAGCACGGCGGCUGAAAUUGAAACGGAAACCAAUCAAACGGAACCGUUGAAGUCCAGUCCAUCGCCAGUUGUAUCUAAUCAUAAAACAGAUGUUAAGAAUUCUUCUAGUCCGAGCAAGCGGUCUAGUGGCGGACGAAAACAAUUGAUCCAAAUUAAGCUUCCUGCGUCUGCAAAGAAAAAACCGAACGUGCCAAUUAAACGGAGGUCAAGAUCACUAACUCAACGUGUAGUCAGUCUUCCACCAGAAGCACAAAAGCCACCGGUGGAAACUUCACGAAUUGAUCCAUCCCAAACCAUUGACAUUGAUCUGAUAAGUCCGAUUGAGCAUCCCAAAGGAUUGAGUAAUCCAGUGAAAAGUGGCGUCAACCUGAACAGCUUUUUAGAGACACCAUGCAAGGAAUCGUCAUCAUUCAAAUACCCAAUUACGCCGGGAAUUGUCAUUUCAUCGUCAAUAAAAACACCCGGUGUUCGACUGAACAAAGAGUAUGAUUCAUUGAUCAAAUUUCCUGAAUACCCUACUCCAUCGUUUGCUAUUACCCCUGGACGCACCAAAACACCAUUGAGCCAGACGAGCAGCCAAAAAGAUGGCAGUUCUUAUAACCGUGCAACGGAUUAUUCGUCGGGAAGCUCGUACUACAAGCCAGAUGAAUCAGACGACAUUGACAGAAAUAUCGACGCUUUGAUCAAAGAAUCGGUAAAGGAAUAUCGAAAUCAAAUUGUAGAAAGCGGUUUGGGUGUUCAUCCACAACAACACAUCGAUUCAUGCAACGAUCAAGAGGCAUCGGAUGGAGAAUUAAGUGACUCGUCAUCAUCUACCUCUUCGUCAUCGCAGUCAUCAUCCACUUCAACGUGCAGCUCAUCACCUUCUAUUUCAGACGAUAGCAGAGCCCAAGCACAAGCAUCUGAGGACGCCAAACGGUUGCUCAUAGCUCAAAGAACUCAGCAGCAGCUACAAUUAGAACAGGUUCGUCUGCGCACAAUGGCUACAUUGAAAUCCGACAAUAAAAUCGAAAGAUUCCGUAAACCUAAGACAAAGAUUUCCACUCUGCAACGGCAAAAAGUUAUGGAUGGAACUGGCAUGAUAAAGAAGCCGGUACAAACUUUGAAAAUGACUGGGAAUUCAACGCCAAAAGUUCUUCCGAAAGUUUUGCCAAAACAUGUGAACAGACCGAAUCCAAAAACGAUAACCACCACCACACCAUCGAAACGAAAAAUCGCUACACCGAGACGAGUCAUCUACUUGGAUUAUAAAGAUACGUUAAAGGCAGGCGUACGAGUAGUGUCAAACGACAGAAAAUCUGAACAAUUACAGUCCCAAUCAAACGACAACGCAACAGUAGAUACUUUGAAGCUGGUUCAAAACACUAAUCCGACAAGACCAGUUACCCCAAUGGAAACCAUUGACGCCAUCGAAAAUCAUAUAGCAACGACGUGUCAGCAGAAUUCGUUUGUAGAAAGUCCAACAAAGCCGACCAACGAGAAUCAAGUUGAUACACCGAACCUCCUGCAGCAACUGCAGGAUAAAAGCGAAGUAACUGAUAAUGCGUCAACUCCCGAAGGGGUGGGAAGUUCAUCGAAACGAGAAAUUUUGGUACGAGAACUGUUCGGCGACGGAACAAUGUCAGACAGUGAUUUUAUGGAUACGCCAGUGAAGACAGCAAACACCAGUCGAGGUCAAUCGAAUGCAAUUUUAAUUUCAAACGACGUUGCAAUGAAAAAGAAUCCGUCGUCUGCUAAGAAAACUGUUCCAAAUGUGUCAAAAAUCAACGAAAAGUCUACAAUUAGCACGAGCUCAAUUACAGCCAGAACACAUUCGAAGGAUACUAUUCCCAACAAAUCCAAGGCUGACGACGCAAAAGCGGUCGACUCCAUGGCUGCCGAGCCAACGCAUGCUGACUUAAAGGCUGCUGACUCCAAAGUAAUGGAACCGAAAAUAACUGACUCUAAAAUUACUGACUCCAAAGUUACGGAACCUCACGUUGCUGACUCCAACGUUAGUAGCUCCAAUUCCAAAGAAAGCAAAUCUGUCGAGGCAAUGGCUAAGGAAAACAAAGAAUCCAAAGUUCUGGAUUCACCUAAAUCACUCGCAAUCGAACAAGUAUCUGCCAAUAACAUACUUUUAGUUGCCGACAAUGCAACUUCUACGGAAUGUACAAAGGAUCAUGCGCAAGCAAUAACCAGUGAUUCACCCGAUUCACCCAGUGAAUCUGAAGACGGUGACGAUUAUGAUGACUGCACUUUAAUUUCAUCGUCGCUAAUAAUGAAUGGAUCCAACAGAAUCUAUCACAAUGUCAUAUCCGACUCAAAAGAAUGUGCAAUCAAGUCAAACACAGAAAGUCUGGAUCUUCGACCGAUGACCACCUUUUUGGGUGAUGCGAAAAUAGUGAUUAGAACAUGCGAGGAAGUCGUCCUAUUCAACUCUUCUCCAACGGCGGUUUCACCACAAGCAUCCGCAACGAAAACUGUGCCGAAGAAACGAAUAAAUAUCAAAGCGGUUGAAGGUGCUCGCAAGGCUGAUGAACGAUGUAAGAAAGUGCAAAAACCAAAUUCUGACGGGACGGACAACAAUACGACGUUGGAAAAGAAUGCUCGUUUCAAUAUAAUUGCAAAACACAAAGGACCUAUUGAUGCACACCCAUCAUCUAGUCGUGAUCAACGAAAAUCCGUGCAGCCAUCGGAUGAGCCACAACAAAGUGCUGGAACGUCUAAUGAAAUUAAGAAGUCCAGCCAACCACAUACCAAAAUUCCACCUCUGCUGAAGGACAUGGACAUCAACAAAGUGUUGGGAAAAAUUCAUCCAUCCAAGGAAAUUGUGUAGUCGUGUUUAGUGUCCGGCCCGACAGUAUAAGUUCAUUUAAAUGUUUGAUGAAGGCAGCGUUAGAUCCUUGUUAAUAUCCGCUACCGAUUAUUUAUGUUUUAGUUUUAAGUUUUACUUGAUACAGAAGUAAAAAUGAAUGACAA